Schistosoma bovis is the source of this 3693-nucleotide messenger RNA. Lineage: Eukaryota; Metazoa; Platyhelminthes; Trematoda; Strigeidida; Schistosomatidae. The record is from the annotation of a GenBank genome assembly.
CAUCAAAAUGCGUAGUUUUUUAAAUUUGUUGAUUCACUGCGAAAAUAACAUUUGGAAAGUACAAAGUUUUAUGAGUCGUGAUUGUGACGGCCUGGAAACAAGUUUUCAUACAUAGAAUUGUGUUUCAAAAAGGAGAAAAGGCCAUACGUUUCAAAAGGCAUAUGAAAGUGACUGUACUGGCUUUUUUGAAGCAAAACUUACGACAGCUGAUCAUUUUAAAAACAAUGACGUUUCAGUUUUUUUGGAUGGAAUCGAUACCUUGCCUUAACUACAAAGUAAACUCGUUCACUCACAACACGAGUUCUUGUUAAAAGUGAAACACACAACUUUAAAAUUGGGGCUUCUUAUUGCAAAAAUAUAAAAAUGAUGGUAACAGAUCAUACGAAGGAGCAAAUUUCUACUAUGUAUCAAAUGGCAAUCAGUGAUUCUUGGUUACUUGCGAAACAUGAUAUAACCAUAAAUUUAUCAACUUUUUCUCAGUGCAUGUGCCUUGGAGAUAUUUUUGACUCGUCUACCAAUGAACUUAUCGUUGCUGAUUUUAGUCAAUACUUCGAAAAUAUUCAUUCUAAUUUAGGAGGUUUUGAAUUCAAAAUCAAGAUAUUUAAGGGGACUAAACUCAUCAAUGAAUUACCAUACAUUGAAGCUCCUUCUGGAAUUAUUCCAUUUAAGUGUAAAGGGAACGACAAACAUUGUCUAGAUUUAGCUAUUGCUGCUGGACCAUUUAUUUAUGUCUACUGUAAAUUAUCAUCAUAUUAUAAAUACACUCUACCUUCAUUGGAACCUAAUUUGGAUCAACUCAAACUAUGGGAACAAGCUAGAGAGGGUAAUUUAACACCAGAGGAAUUACGUGAAAAACUUAAGCAAAUUGGAUCUGAAAUGCAUAAGCUAACUUCAAGAUCUAUACGGUAUCUACAAUUACCCGGCGACCUAUUACACGAAUUUUUCAACACUUAUCGAAUGAUUCCACUUCAAAAGCAAACUGUAGCAACGUGUUUGACUAAAAUGAGUAAACAACACAGUGGACCUAAUUCCUGGGACUGUUUAAUCGUUGGCACAGAAUCCUGUUUUGUUUAUAUUUACGAUUGUGUAUCACAUAAUAAUUUAUGUGAGGUUGCGUUACCAUCUGUUCCAGUUCAUUUAAACGCAAUAGGAUCCUUCGAUAUUGACUAUCAUAUUUUAGUGACAUGUCGUAACGGAAUAAUUUACUACAUAAAACGUGGAGAAGCCAACGCUAAGGUUUAUGUUGAAACUGGGUCACAGAUUAUCGGUUUACUUCGUACAGAAAAAGCUGUUAUAGUUGCUUGUAUGGAUCAAACAGUUAAAGGAUUUUCACUGGAGGGUCGACCAAUUUGGAGAGUAAGACAUUCGUGCGAAAUUUUAACAAUAACUCCAAUGAAUUUUAAUAGUUCAAACAAUAGAAAUCAUGAAAUUUAUUAUAUCAUAUGUUUAUCAGAUGGUUCAGUCCAGAUCUACUGUGAUCAACAUUUAUGUGACAAAUGCAUCAUAUGGGUUCCUUCUACUCAGAAUACUAGCCCUGAGGAUAAUAAUAGUAAUCCUCCAAACAAUAUUACAUCUGGUAAUUCAGGUACUAUUAAGGUGACAGAAACUGAACAGAACAAUAAUCAAUCACGUAAACUAAUUGGUUAUCACUUAGCGAAACCUGAUCCAAUUGUCGCUUGCUGUUUUGGGAAAUAUGACAGAGAAAUCAAUACACUAAUACUUGUAUCUCAAGCUGGGCACAUGUUAAUCUUAAUUGCUAAACGUACAGCUAAUUUUAUUCCGAUGGAUGUGAUUACCUCUCGUACAAUCGGUAAACUUGAUAAUUUGAAUAUCCCUAAAAAAUCAAAUUUAUAUAUGGAUUUAACAACUCGUGAACAAUUAAAUGCACCGCAAAUGUAUCGUCAAUUUGUGAAUGAUUUACGCUUUGUAAAGCGAUCAAUUUCAUCCACCUUUCUUAAUAUGUUAGAAAAUCAUUCUAAUCCUAUUCCGAUUUCUGGUUAUGGUGAACAAAUUAAAUUAAAUGUCCAGGUUCAGGGUCUUGGACCUGAAUUUACUUUGAUUUGUGAGAUAGUUCAAAUAAAAAGCAAUACAAUGUCAACUUUGAAGGGUUUGUAUAUUUUAAUAUUAUUCAAUGCUUCAGUUUAUCAAGUGAAUCCGGUUUUGAUUCCAGUAAGUUGGACUUUUAUUUAAUUGGUUAAAGCUGGAUUUCAAAUAAAGUUUUAAUAAUAUCACAUACAUUUUUAUAAUUUCGGUACAUCGAAAGUUUGAGACACUGUUUUCUUAGGUGAUAUGUAAGCUUCUGCAAUAUUCAUCUCUUUAACUCAACACGAGAAUAAAAGAAGAAAUAUUUUGGAAGCUUUAUUAUCGAGUCAGAUUUAGUUAUGAAAAUCAGGGGAUAUUUAUACGAUUACCGGUAAUUAUGCUGUCCUAGAAACGUUAAGAAAACAUAAUUAUGAUAAUAAUCGUUUAGAUUAUUGACCAAUCAUACUAGGAAAGAACUUAAAUGAAUUGGCUUCUAAACGUUCUUAAGAAUUUUUCACUAAAACUGAUCGGAUAUAUGUAAAGUCAGGUAUUCUUCGGCUUUCACAUAACAUAUAUGAUCAGUCUUAGAUGUCCCUUAUCAUUUUGUAGAUUAAAUGUUGAAAGUCUUAGGUAUUUCAAAAAUUUAGUUUAUAUUAAACAAACCUUGAUUAGUACUUGAAUCCGGUUUGAGACACUUAAAUCUUUGGUUGGCUUUAGAAGGAGUAUAGAAUACCUAAUGUUUAAUAGUUUCAAGGUAUGAUGGACAACUAGUUUUUAUUACUAUUUUGACUAAAAUUUUUUUUUUCUGUAUUAACUAAUUGACUGAAUUGUUCUGUUUGAAAUUUAUGCCACUCGAUUUUUAAAGAAGGCCAAGAGAUUGGAUAAAACGAUCAUGCUUUUAAUUACCAUUAUAUUGUAUUCAACAUUUUUUGGAUCAAGACUUUAGCAGACCUUUGUCUUAACUGUAAAUUAUUUGUAAUGCAAGGUGAACUGAAACUCCUGAAAAUAGAUGUUCCUAAUGUCAGAUAAUCAAUCAAAUGCUGUAAAAGAAGGGCAAUGAAACGUUACUGCUGACAAGUUGUUUGCCGUUAGCAACAACCAUCUUUUUAUCUUACAAAAAUAGAAUUUUUGCUAAUUAAUUUACCGACUGUGGCCAAUUUUAGCAUCAAUUACUGGUCUAUGUAUCUAUAUUUAUCUCAUUUUUAUUAGUUGCACAGUUUGACUAAAUAAAUUUAUAGUAACAAAACGAAAAUAAUCACGGGUCUAUUCUAUACACGAUAUGUGAUCUAUUUAUCAAAACCGAGAUUUAAUAGGGAGUUAGAUGAUUCAGCCCAAUCUAUUUAAAACGUAAUUAAAUCCCCACUGUUUAUGAUCUUUGUUAAUAACUACUUAUUCUGGUGUUUUGUUAUUAAUCAUCCCAGUUGGCUACAAUUUAUCCUUGUUUCAAAUACCGUUACACUUCUUCCAUCACUUUGAUUCAUGAAAUAUUAAAUGAAGAAGAAAUAAAGGUUCUUGUUAUCAAUAAGCAAAGUUCUAAUCCAAUAAUUUCUUCUUCAGUGAAAAUGCCAAUCAGUGAACUAUCGAUGGGAUAAUUUAAUAUAUAAUUUAAUGAUGUUAAACUGUUAGAAAUGUACAGAUAUCCCACUCUUGUUAAUAAAUUUUUAUAGCUAG